Messenger RNA from Pocillopora meandrina, 2834 nucleotides. Lineage: Eukaryota; Metazoa; Cnidaria; Anthozoa; Scleractinia; Pocilloporidae. The record is from the annotation of a GenBank genome assembly.
AUGUCGGACAGGAAGGCAGUGGUUAAAAAUGCGGACAUGUCCGAGGACAUGCAGGCAGAUGCCAUAGAGUGUGUCACACAAGCCAUGGAAAAGUUCAACAUCGAGAAAGACAUAGCAGCAUACAUCAAGAAAGAGUUUGACAAGAAGUACAACCCUACAUGGCACUGUAUUGUUGGGAGAAACUUUGGUUCCUAUGUCACCCAUGAAACAAAGCAUUUCAUCUACUUUUACCUUGGACAGGUUGCUGUUCUUCUGUUCAAGUCUGGCUGAGAAUAUGAAGCUACCUAAAAGAGAGAUUGUCCUUCAAGGAACUAAAAUAUAUAUCCUAAAUCUCCGUUGUGUAAAUAUAUUUUCAUUUUUAUUUAAUUUUUUUUUGUGUUGCAAAUACUAAUAUAAGGAUGUUUGGUGUGAGACAUGACUUUUGAUAUUCCUUUUCCAAAUAUAAGGUUUAACUAAUAUAAUUUUUUAUUUAUAAGUGGAGAGUCCUUAACUUAAAUGAGAAAUAAACUUAUUUAUCAUUCUGUGUGUAACAUUUCAUGUUCUUUGAUUAUUUCUGUCUUUUUAAUCUGUUUUGUGAGCAGACCUUGGUCAUCUAAGGAAGAAGUCAAAGAGGGCUUUUUAAUUUCUCUUGACUAUGUCAAUAAGCAUAACCUUACAUUUUUUCAAGGUUAUUUUAGUUUAAUAUGAAAGUUAACUCUGGGUGGGUUGAGUAGUGUUUUUACAAUCUGACCUUACAUCAAAACUGGAUUAACACAAACCUUCUUGUACUUGUGAACCAUGGAACAAAUUUGUCUUGGAAUGAAGGACAUAGCUCCCAUGCCCUGUUUUCUGUUAUACUAACAAUUUGAUGAGUAAGCAUGUCAUCAUAUAAUUUCAACAAGUGAAAAGGAAGUCCAUGAUAAUUAAGAUGUACUCUCCCUCUCCCAGGGAAUACACCAGAAUUUUCAGUGUGAGUGUGCUGCCUUGUUCCAUAAAUCCUUACUAUCAUUCAGACCAAACAUGCCAUUUUCCAAAGUAGUAUUCAGACCUUACUCAAGCCCAUUUAGUUAUAGGAAUACCUGUGUUUUGAGCUUUUUUUAUUUUUCCGAAAUUUUUAAAUUCUGAAAAUUUAUUCUCCCCUUGCAAUUUUUUUUUUUUUGGAAUUUUUGUCUUUAUUCCGUGCACGUAGAGUGGCCGGAAAUGGGGUGAAUUUUAAGAACAUAAUUCAGAGUUCGAAGACCCGUUCCGCAAAUGGCGGGCAUUAUUUACAAAACUCAACCGGGAUUUAUUAAUUUUUUUUUAUUCAAGUGCAAGGAAACUCGAUUCAGGAAUUCAGGAAACUUGCUGCUCUAAAAUUCUAAUAACACUUGAAAUGUCUCAAUAUAUAAUGGAGGAGUUCAAUAAAUCUCCAUCGACUUCCUCUCAGCGUCGCACCUCUUAAUUACAAAACUUGACUUAAGAAUCUUAUUUAAGAAUGCAAUCAGGUGACUGACACUGUCAAACCUUAUUUACUUAUUUACCUACUUUCCUAUUGACAUAAUACUUUCUAAAUCCCGGAGGUUAAAUUGGGAAAUCUGCAUUAGCCGAUGCCACCGGCCCCACACUUAUCAUACAGUGGAAAAUUCCUUAAAAAUUAUCCUCGAUUCGUGGCUCGGUAAUGGAGCAAUUUCCUCUCGAAACCUUUCAGAGUCAAACCCAGAGAGCACAUGUAAGUUCUUGUAACAUUUAUACAAAAUCUUACCGAUCUGAUUUAUAACGCAGAGAAGACAGACUUGUGGAUCUGUAAGGGCAUGUUACACAUGAUCUAGAUUGAAUUAAUCUCUUCUAAGUUUUACUAUGUUCUUAAUGUAAUUACGGGCCACAGCUUUACCACAGAUAGUUCUCUAAGGUACACAUCGACAGUCGUGAAAGACGCUUUAAUGUGCAGUUUUACAAAUCUAAAGAUGUGGAGACAACUUCUGCAAGAUUUAGGAAAGGGGUGGAAAGGUUGGGCUUUUGCCUAUCGGCAGUAACUGUUACUUACUGUUUCCAUCUUUAAAGCUAAAAAAAAAGGUCACGCAUUGAAAAAAUGUGUAGUAAAGAUUGUUGAUUCGAAUUCGAUUAAAAUCAGUUUUGAGUUAUUUUCCAGGCUGAGGACUAAACCAGUCUGCCGAUAUCUAACAAAAAAAGUUAAGCUUAUUUACUGCGUGACUUGAAUCGUCAUGAGAAGAGUGUGAACUUGGCGUGUGACCUGAUCACGCAAACAGAGGCAUUUCUCGCAAUGUACCCUGGGUUGAUAUAGGCUACCGAAAAAAGCUACGGAAUUUAUCCAAUGAACAAUACGCAUUAUAGUAAAUUAGGUGUUCCACGGCGUGGGUCUAAGACACCAAGGAAGCAAUGUUGUAUUUGUUUGAGAAAGGUGUUUGAUAAAGAGAAUUUCGGUGGCGAAGAUCUGUGAUAGUUGCGGAAAACUGUUUUUAGACAGGGUAAGUUAUCUAUUUCUUCUUUUUCGCCUCUUUCCUCGAUUACCCCAUAGGCGUGGUCACCGGGAAGGGUGAUGAGCGCGUGGAGAGAAAAACUAAUUAGAACGUUUUUGGUUGCCGCAGAUGACCGAUCGAAAAGCAGUAAUAAAAAAUGCCGACAUGUCUGAGGACAUGCAGUCAGAUGCUGUAGAGUGUGCCACACAGGCUAUGGAAAAAUUCAACAUUGAGAAAGACAUAGCAGCAUACAUCAAGAAAGAGUUUGACAAGAAGUACAACCCUACAUGGCACUGUAUUGUUGGGAGAAACUUUGGUUCCUAUGUCACCCAUGAAACAAAGCAUUUCAUCUACUUCUACCUUGGACAGGUUGCUGUUCUUCUGUUCAAAUCUGGUUGA